UUUAAGCGAAAGUAUAGUCAUUCAUAUUUUUGUUAAUUUAAGUAGUUUGGCUUAUCUAUUUAUAUUACACGUGGGUAUUAAAUAAUGGGUUCUACUGAUGAAACCAACAAAGUGUCCACCGUUAGUAACGAAUCUAAAACAGUGCGCAAAGUGAAAUUCAAACUGAAAGAUAGUGAUAAUGGAGUUUUACUUAAAAUUCAUCACACAGUUUCACAAAACAGACGGCUAUUAAGGAUUCGUUUCGUCAAUGCUUGCUUCAGCCACGAUAAUGAGAAACUUUUUGCUGUUGACCACAGGAGCAGCAUAUUCAUAUUCAGUUUAACUGGUUUGAAGUAUUGGGUAUUGGAGAACUGUAUAGUUUCAGUCACAGCGAUUGAGUCUAUUCCUAAUACGAAUCAAGUGUUAUUGGGGAAUAAAGAAGGCCUCGUCGUUUCGAUUGACACAGAUACUGGCAUCGAACUAAUGCGCUUGAAAGCUCACCAUACCCGAAUCGAACGGAUAUCCUUCCCAUCCUGGUUCGCAAAACAACAUCAAAAACAAGAGACACAACACCCACAAACAAAUUCGCAUCCAAGCCGAAAACAAGGAGCACGAUGCUUAGAAAAAGCCUCCGACUCGCACGGCACCCAGGACCAACAGACGGCUAAAUCGAGCAAAAACACCUUGAUGCCGAUGUUCCUUGUAACGGCAUCCGAAUGCGCCAAAUUGUACGAUGCGCGAAAUUUCGUGGAAUUGCAUCAACUGAAUUACGGGACGGCAGACUCAAUGAAGCGGAUCGAGCAUCUGCAGUGGGCGCCACGUGCGGGCCUAUUACUAGGUUGCGGACUGGAUGGCAGGCUGUGGCUCUGGAAAACUGACUUCAAACUUGCUAAAGAGUUGAAUCUGUUGAAGAUGAGAACCAGCUACUUGAAUAAGUUUCAAAUGGAAUAUGUUACGGUUACCUGCGACGAGGAACAACCGCUGCUCUGCGAAGGCCAGGAUGAAUCCAAGCGAAAAGUUGACCGAGUAAUCCAGAGCAUGACCGCUGAUGGACGUACCAAAGGGUUCGUGAAAUCGGCUCAAUUCACCCUUGGUGGAAAGUUUCUGAUGCUUAAUUGCAUGGACCACUCCUUGAUUAUACUCAAUUGUGAUUCAUGGCAGGUAUGCAAAAUUCUGGCACUCUCUGGUUUGUUCAUUACGCAUUUCGAAAUAGUACACGUAGACCGGCAGCAUUCAUCGCGAGCUAAGGCUCAAGAGUUUCUGAUGCUGGUGAAAAAUGUUGAGAGUGAUUUGCUGCUAAUGAAUUUGGAGGAUGGUUCCAAAAGUUACAUAGUGCACAGUCCGGAAAGCAAAUGCUAUAAAUUCCGGCUCUCCAACAAUAGCAAAAUGCUGGCCAACGUGCUGAAAAGCGGUGAAAUUUUGCUCCAUAAUUUGGAAUUCCAUUCGUGUGCCUUGAAAGCGAAUAAAUUACAACAGUCGGCGGUAGUAGUAAGCACACCGACAGGAAAAACACAUCCGCGACCAUCGAAAACAACUGCCAGCACUAGUAUCAUUGUCCAACGACAACGGCGAACGACCGGAGAACCAGCGACGAAUAGUAAUUUAGCUACACCCUCCAACGCAUCACUGUACACGGUUGCACCAGCAGCGACGGUUGCCUCUUCCGGUUCAACUUCGACCGGACAAAUAGUGUCCGUAUUCCGGAAGGAGAGCAAGCUCAAAAUAGAGAAGCGCUUGGAAGAAAUCCAUGAUAAGAUAUCGAAAACAUUGGUGAAAAAUAGACUCCUGCCUAUAUUGAAAGAGUUUGGCGAGUACCCUGAGAAGCAUCGUUCGACUAUCUGGCGUACCGUGCUCGAGUUACCGCAUAAUGUCAAUUGCUUCAAUGCACUGCUACUGCAAGGAUAUCACUCCUGUGUGGCAGAUUACGAUCGCAAAUUUUCCAGUUACGACAGCCGAAUGGUUCGGAACAUGAAAAAAAUUGUGUCUUGCUUGGCAAACUGGUCAGCGGUUUUCGCACAGUGUGAUUUUGUGCCUUUUUUUGUACACCCAUUUAUCCGACUAUAUCCGAAUGAUUCGCUUACGUGCUUCGAGACUGUUGCCACGGUGCUUCUAAACCACUGUCAGCUGUGGUUCGAAUUUGCUCCACUGGAACCGUUUAAUUAUUUGGGAAUGAUAGAGAACAUUCUGUGCGAGUAUGAGCCCAAGCUGAUGAAUUUUUAUCGUACUCGCCAUAUAUCUUCUCGAGUCUAUGGUCUGACGUUGAUGGAGACGGCUUUCGCGGAAAACUUCGACGCCAAUCAAUGGUUGCGUCUAUGGGAUCAUAUCCUAUCGAACGAGCCCUACUUCAUGCUGUUUUUCGUCGUUGCAUACAACGCCGGGCACCGAACGACUAUCAUCAAUUGCACGAAUGAAAAGGAUAUUGAAGUAUUUUUUCACGGACCAUCGCUGAUCGAUAUCGGCAAGCUGUUGAAAAGGACAUACGAUGUGGCAGAACGCUGCGCGGAAAGCAUUCAUCCAAAGUACUACAUGAAAUCGUUCGUACCACUCAACGGUAUUGCUGCGAACGAGGUCAAAAGCUCUAAUUUAGCGAGCCGCCAUAAACCCAACCAAUGUUAUAAACCCAAUCAGUUACGAAAUCUUGAUAAUAAAAACCCAGUCAAGAGCACGUAUAGCAAAUUCAACAACUUUCCGAAACAGCUGGUUGAUGUAAGAGCUGGUGAAAUAAAUUGCUUGAAAGCGGAACAACAGCGGUUGGAAGCGAAAAUAGUGGAAAUGGAAAAGCUCGAGCACAUGCUGAAAGACCGAAUGGUAGAUAACCUGAUUCAAGAGGAGCAUGACAAACGGAUGAAAGAGGUUGAAAGAAAAUACGAGGAAGCACUGGUUGGCGAGGAGCAGCGUAUAGAAAUGCAACGAAAGCUGCUGUUGCUCCACAAGAAGCAACUACGAGAACGGGAAAAUGAAAUUUUGACAGAGUCCAGGAAUUCGCUGCUCCGUCAGAGUGCCGCCGCACGAGAGUAUGAACUCGAGACAUUGCUGAAAACGCUGCAGCAGGAGAGACAACGAGAGGAAAUGGACUUCAUGUUCGCCGAAGAGGACAUUAAGCAGCGCGAAAUGGAACUGCUUGCUAGACGGUAUGACACCAACACCAAACUUACGGACGAUGGAUCUCUGGAGCAGCGAUAUCAACAGGCAAUCCAACAGCUGGAUCGCCAGAAGCAACGGUUGUACGAGGAAAUUGAACGGGUUUCGUAUUAUGAUUCUACAAGAUCCCUCGCUGCCCCUUCAUACAUAAACAAGUAUACAGACGGGACUUACAGCAUUACAACGGCUGGUUUGGAAAAGGGGAAGCAAACUAAGCUUAAGGAUUACGAAAGAAAUCUCAAACAUUUGGAUUCUCAGUUGGAAACAUUGUUUGAUAUUCAAGAGAAAUGAAUGAUGCCCAAUUAACUGGAGUAAGAAUAAGAGUUAUAUCAGAAAACGUUUUAAUGCUACUUUUAAGUUAAUUCUAAAUAAAAGUAUUAGUUCCAGCCUAAUAUUUUUUAGGGAUAUAAUGUACUUAGCUAGAUCAAUAGACAAGUUACCAACCAACCCACCACGUCACAUCAAGUUGGCAACGAUAAAACACCAAACAUCCUACAAACACUAUUUGGCCCGAAUCAUCAAAAAGCAUCAACCCCAACAACCACGUGAGCGACCGGCAAACGCAUAACAGCCUACAGCACAUUUACCUUUUGACGAUAAACUGCGGCAUCAACAAAAUAACAUCCGGACAACGACGACAACAGUGAUCGACCC
Messenger RNA from Armigeres subalbatus, 3774 nucleotides. RefSeq names its product TBC1 domain family member 31. Lineage: Eukaryota; Metazoa; Arthropoda; Insecta; Diptera; Culicidae. The transcript has 10 exons. Bases 85 to 3411 code for a protein of 1108 amino acids. The record is from RefSeq and is a predicted model, not a curated record. Gene Ontology annotation, cellular component: centrosome. Gene Ontology annotation, molecular function: protein binding.